Molecule: messenger RNA, 3061 nt
Organism: Papilio xuthus (Asian swallowtail)
Lineage: Eukaryota; Metazoa; Arthropoda; Insecta; Lepidoptera; Papilionidae
Gene: Tbc1d15-17
Product: TBC1 domain family member 15/17
Exons: 10
Coding region: 152-2134 (660 amino acids)
Biological process (GO): activation of GTPase activity
Molecular function (GO): GTPase activator activity
Source: RefSeq, a predicted model, not a curated record
ACUCUUUUCCUUUUCCUUUUAACUGUGCUCCAUUGUUUACCAUUCACAAAAAUAAUAAUAUAAAAUAUGAAUUUAAAUUGGCAAUAAGUGAUUUAGCGAACUACAUGAGUUUUUCAUUUAUGUUUUCUUCAUUACAUGUGUUGUAAACAAAAUGUCUUCGAGUUCCGCUGAAGAUAUUCCUGAGCAGUGUAAAGAUCUAUUUACCCAGGAUGGAGUAUUGCUUAAGUCAUGUAUUGGUCGUUCAAUUAAUGAGCUGAACUCUAUUGGCAUGCUCUGUAUUGUUCAGAAUGCUGAUAGUACUAAAUGCGUAGAAUGGAGACCGAAUGAUUUGAUCACAAUUGACUCGGACACGCAGGAUCAGGAGUGGGCAGUUGUUAACACUAUUGGUCGUCGUCAACGAACUUUAAGUGGAAAUAUGACAUCAGAUUAUGCAACACUCCGAGCUCGAAUAAUAAAGAUACCGUUGAGCGAAUUAAAAACAUUCCGUGUCUCUAGAAACAAUCAGCAGAUGCAAUUCUCAACAAAACCUGGCGUUUGGCAGAUGUCCUUUUAUUUCCAACAUGGGAACGCAGAAAUCUUUGUAGCAUACCUAAAGAAUCACGUCAAAACAGCAAAAGCAAGAAAUGAUAAAAAUACAUACAUAGUUGUGGAACCAAACAGAGAAACUCAAGUUUUGAAUAAGUCAUUUGCGGAAUUGGAUAUUUUUACUGAGAAUCCUACCGAUGUUGUUUGGAGUUUGGUAUCAAAUUUGAGACAAAGACCUUAUGAAACUACCAUGGAGGCUUUUUCAAAACUCACUGAUAUCGUAUACUACGGUAAUGAGGCUAUGAACGGCAAAAGGGAUGUGUCAGAAGAAGUAGCAGAUCUGCUGACAAAGAGCAUGAGUGCAAUGGAGGAUAGUACAGCGGUCACCAGGAGUGAUGAAUACGAAGUCAUCAGUGUGAAACCCACUUUACCACCAAGACCUUGUAUACCCAGAGGCACACCAUUAUCAACGGAGAAAUGGGAUGGCUUGCAGGACACUGAUGGUCGAGUGACAGAAGUGGAGGGAGUCAAACAACUUAUAUUUAGAGGGGGUGUAGCACAUUCCAUACGUCCUUCAGUUUGGAAAUAUUUAUUAGAUUAUUAUCCAUGGACAAUGACCCAUUCGGAGAUAAAAAAUCUACAAAGACGUAAGACGGAGGAAUAUUUCUCUAUGAAGUUGCAAUGGAGGUCAAUGACCGAAGGACAAGAGUCGAGGUUCUCAGAGUAUAGAGAGAGGAAGAGUUUAGUUGAGAAAGAUGUGAAUAGAACGGACCGGACCCAUCCAUUUUAUGCGGGAGAGAAUAAUCCAAAUUUAAUUGUGUUGCAAGAUAUAUUAAUGACAUAUGUCAUGUAUAAUUUUGAUUUAGGUUAUGUGCAAGGAAUGAGCGAUAUUUUGGCGCCAUUAUUAUUAUUGUUAGGUAAUGAAGUGGAUAGCUUUUGGUGCUUUGCCGGUUUCAUGGAGAAAAUUGCCCCUAACUUUGACAUGGACCAGGCGGGCAUGAAGCAGCAGCUGCUGCACCUCCAGCAGCUGCUGACGUUCGCCAGCCCCGAGCUAGCGCAGCAUCUGGCACAGAAGGACUCAGGGAACAUGUAUUUCUGCUUCCGAUGGCUACUUGUGUGGUUUAAACGGGAAUUCUCGCAUAGGGAUAUUAUGAGGCUAUGGGAAGUGCUCUGGACAGGGUUGCCAUGCGCUAAUUUCCAUCUAUUUAUAUGUGUUGCCAUACUCGACACGGAGAAAGAUAUUUUAAUAGGCAAGGAUUAUGGAUUUACUGAAGUUUUAAAACAUGUCAAUGACUUAUCAAUGAGGUUGGAUGUAGACAAAAUUCUGAGCACAGCGGAAGGCAUUUACCAUCAAAUAGUAUCCGCACCUCACUUAACAGACCAGAUCCGAGUCAUACUAGGUCUACCUACCAUCGGAAGAUCACAUACAGAAGACAGUCACUCCGACACAGAAGAUAAAGAAGCUAGUCCCAAAGCAGAAUGUUCUAGGACGAAUGAAGCUUCCAGGAGUAAUACUACCACAAAUGGUAAUGGCACAAACCAACGAGUCCUCUUUGCACCGGAAGCAGACGAAGUUAUGUAUCAGAUAGGCCUUGAUAUGAAUUUCUGAGAGCGGUUACACUCGAAUAUAAUGGUAUACAAAUAUCCGUUGUAACGAAAACAGUGUGGGCCUUACUCGCCUAGUGCAGGUGUAAAUGUUUGUAUAUAAAAUUAUAUAUAACACAAAGGUCAAUACAAACAGAGUGAUAUUUUUUUCUACUUUUCUAUAGCAAGCUUUAUAAAAAAAAAUUAUAACAACACCAGUGGCAUGUUGGACAGAGUUUAUAUGUAAAGAAAAUAGCUAAAAGCACUCUUUCUUGUCUUUAAAUCCUUGCCAAUGUUGAAUUUUUGAAUGCCUCGUUUAUAUUGUGCCAGUACAGUAGGACUGUAGUGCUUGAAGCCAGCACUGGCUUAAUGUAAAACACUCCAUGCGAAGCCAGCGUCACUAUCGUAAUUUAAACACUGACUUGCUCCUGAUAGAUAAUACCAAGCCAGCGCGACUGUCCGACUGUACUGGAAUAAGGAAAACCAGGUAUUUAAAAAAUUUCUCAUUGUUUUUUUUGUCGAUUUCGUAAUUCAUCGUCAAUUAUAGGUCAUUUAUUGUUUACUGUUACUUAUUGAUUUAAAAAUAAAUGCAACGAAGUAUAGAUUAUAAUUGGUGUUGUUUUUACUAUUUUUUUUAUUACAUCCCACUGCUAGAUAUUAAUUUUUAAAAGAGAUUAUAUUAUUAUUAACCUUUUAAGUGCCACAGAGUUUUUUUGCGGUUAAAUCAUAAUGGCUUGGAAUGUCUCAACUUGAAGUCCUAAGGAUAUACAAAGUAAGUUUCUAUUUGCACUGACAAAAUUGUGAUAGCAUAAGAUAAUGUUUUAUAGAAUAAUGUAUGUAUUUAGAGAAUUAAAUGUGGUGCAAUUUUGUCAAUUUACAAAUCAAAUGCAGGUUGUAAUUUUAUAUUAUGGCUUUAUUUAUUUUCAUGGAUGGAGUUAAAAAUUUUAUUAGU